Messenger RNA from Perca flavescens (yellow perch), 5334 nucleotides. RefSeq names its product zinc finger protein 37. Gene Ontology annotation, molecular function: RNA polymerase II cis-regulatory region sequence-specific DNA binding; DNA-binding transcription factor activity, RNA polymerase II-specific. The record is from RefSeq and is a predicted model, not a curated record. The transcript is spliced from 2 exons. Bases 128 to 3100 code for a protein of 990 amino acids. Gene Ontology annotation, cellular component: nucleus. NCBI's taxonomy places the organism in Eukaryota, Metazoa, Chordata, Actinopteri, Perciformes, Percidae. Gene Ontology annotation, biological process: regulation of transcription by RNA polymerase II.
GUGGUAUGAGCAAAUAGGGCUUGUUUGCGGAAGUAAAUAGAAAACUGAGAACGCACGUUCAGUUCAGCUCAAAAAAAGUUUUACCAAGUUUUAGUGAGGAAAAAGUCUCUCAAUUUUUAAUCCAACAAUGUAUUCAGUCCAAAGUAUGAGACGGUUUGUCUGUGAUCGACUCACUGCGGCUGCUCAAGAAAUAUUGGGAGCCUUUGAAAAUAAAGUAGAAGGUUACGAGGCAGAAAUCGCUCGUCAACGCAGACUGUUGGAUGCCGUUUUGACACCCGAGAUAAAGUUACACCGGACAGAGUUUUCACUGACACCUGUCCAUAAGGUGGAGCAGGAGGACGUUCUCCUGAUUCAGCAACGUUCCAGUUUGGUCCCACAAGAUCCUCCACCGAUUAAAGAAGAACAUGAAGAAAUGUGCAUCAGUCGGGAACGACCACAGCUUUCACAACAACAGGAGACUGAAGCCUCUAAGUUAACUCCAACUUGUGAGGGAAGUGUCCACAGUGGCCAGUCUCAGCCUUUGGUCCCUGACCAAACGGAGAGUGCAUCGAAUAAAGACUCUCAAUCCAGCACCACAAGCAAAAAUGUAUUAUCUGGAUCUGACAGGGAGAGUUCUCCAGCACCAGGCACUGACCACCAACAAGAUCACAUAACUUGUAACCAUGGAAGUGCAACACCGACUAGACUUAUUGAGUCGACACCGAAUAACAAAAGCAAUGACGAGAACACAACAUCAGCUACAAGUACUGAGGAAGCAUCAAAUAGGAAACAUAAGAAAGGGAUGCCAUCAUCAAGUGGAAACAGGGAGCCAAUGCUAAAUAAGAAACAUAAUCAUGAGAACACAACGUUAAUCACAAGUACUGAGACAACACCAGAAAAGAUUGGUGAUGGGAACGCAAAAUCCAAUGGAGGUUCUGAGCCAACACCAAAUAAGAAACCAGAUAGUGGAAAAACAACAUCAGCUAAAAGUACUGAGCCAACACCCCAUAGUAAAGUUAACAAUGAGAGCACAACAUCAAAUGAGCAACCAACAUCAAAAGGAAAUAGUGAGCCGACAAUAAAUAAGAAAAGCGAAGGUGGGAGACCACCCUCAACUGGAAGUGUUGAGCCAACACCCAAUAAGAAGACAUCACCUACAGAUGUUGCACCAACACCCCAUAAGAAAUGUAACGAUAAGACCACAACAUCAACUAGAGGCAGUGAGCCAACACCAACUACGAAAAGCAAAGAUGGGAGACCAACCUCACCUGGAAGUGUUGAGCCAACAUCAAGUAAGAAAAGUAACAAUGAGAAGACAACAUUAGGUAAAAAUACUGAACCAACACCAAAUAGGAAAUGUAACGAUAAGACUACAACAUUAACUAGAGACACAGAGCUAACACCAAAUGAACAAUGUAUUGAUGAGGACAUGACCUUAAAUGAAGAUACUGAGCUAAUACCAAAUGAGGAAUGUGAUGAUGAUGAUGACCCAACAUCAAAGAGAAACUGUGAACCAGCACCAAAUAAGAGAAGCAAAGAUGGGAGACCAACCUCACCUGGAAGUGUUGAGCCAUCACCAAGUAAGAAAUCUAACAAUGAGAAGACAUCAGCUAAAAGAACUGAUCCAACAGCAAAUAGGAAACCCGAUGAUGGGAAAGCAACAUCGACUUCAAGUACUAAACCAGCACCAAAUAAGAGAAGCAAAGAUGGGAAACCAACCUCACCUGGAAGUGUUCAGACAGCACCCAGUAAAAAAAGUAACAAUGAGAAGACAUUAGCUGAAAAUACUGAACCGACACCAAAAAAGAAAUGUAAUGAUAAGACCACAUCGUCAACUAGAGGCACAGAGCUAACACCAAAUGAACAAUGUAAUGAUGAGGACCCAACAUCAAAGGGAAAUAAUGAGCCAAGACCAAAUAAGGAAAGCAAAGAUGGGAGACCAACCUCACCUGGAAGUGUUGAGCCAUCACCAAGUAAGAAAUCUAACAAGACAGCAUCAGCUAAAAGUGCUGAUCCAACGCCAAAUAAGAAAGGUAAUAACAAGACCACAGCGUCAGCCAGAGGCACAGAGUUAACACCAAACAAGAAACCUAACAAUGGAAAAACAAUGUCUACAAGAAGCAUGGAGUCCUCACCACGUAAGAGACAGAACGAUGGGAGCACGACAUUGGCUACAAGUGCUGAAACUGCACCAAAUAAGAAACCUACCGAUGGUAGCACAGCAUCAAAUGGAAGUACUGACCAAACAUCCAAAAAAAGACACAAGAAUGAGAAGACAACAUCAGCUAGAAGCACAGAGCGAACACAAAGUGAGAAAAGUAACACUGAGAGCACAGCAUCAAGUGGAGGCACUGACCCACCACCAAAUAAGAAACAUAGGAAGGCAUCAGGCGGUACCCAGGAUGACGAUAACCCUUUCAAGUGCGACCGGUGCGGUAAAGUGACGACCAAUUUCAAAAACUACAAGUUUCAUAUGAAAUCCCACACUGUUGAAAAGAAAUACAAAUGUGACACUUGCGGGUUAAUGUUCAGGGAGAGUUGGGAUUUGAACAAACAUACGAUAGUUCACUCUGCUGAGAAGCCUUUCAAAUGCAAGGUUUGCGGGAAUGGAUUUAACCGCCGUUAUAAUCUCGACCUGCAUCUCCGCGUUCACUCUGGGGAAAAGCCGUACAAAUGCAACACCUGUGACAAAAGCUUCAGCGCAUUAGUGAAUAUGAAGAAGCACAUGAGAAUUCACACAGGUGAGAAGCCUUACACCUGCAGCGACUGCGGGAAAGAGUUUGCAGAUUCGUCGUCUUUCAAAAAUCAUCAGCGGGUGCACACGGGGGAAAAGCCCUUCAAGUGUUCCUUUUGCAAGAGAAGAUUUGCGACCAGGACGACUUUGAGAAGGCACACCAGAACACACACAGGCGAAAAGCCCUACACGUGCGAUGUGUGUCACAGAGCAUUUAGUUAUAGAACGGACCUGAAAGGACACAUGAGGACACAUACUGGGGAGAAGCCUUACAAAUGCAGUACUUGUGAAGAGAAGUUCUCCACUUGGACAAAACUCAACAAACACAAGAAUGUACACACAAGUGAUGCACAAAGCUCCACUGCUGAAAAGCCUGUGUGCAUUUGAUAUACCAUGCUUAUGAUAAAAGUUGAUGAAUUGCACUACAAGUAAUAGUGCACUAUCAAGUAGAGUUGCUACUGCUAUUUUGACAUUUUAUGUUAAAGAGCACCCCACUGAUUUACGAUUGCACAUAACUGUCGUACUCAUAGUUGACCGUUAAAAAGAAAAAAUUAUAUAUAUAUACUGUAUAUACUCAGCAACAAAAGAAACAUACUGUCACUUUCAAGUGCUUUUAUAUUAUAAGCAAACUUAACAUAUGCAAAUAUUUGCAUGAACAUUAAAAGAUUUAACAACUAAGACAUAAACUGAACAAUUUUCACAGACGUCACUAACAGAAAUGGAAUAAUCUGUCCCUGAACAAAGGGGGGGGGGUAAAAAUCAAAAGUAGCCCUCAGUAUCUGGUGUGGCCACCAGCUGCAUUAAGUACUGCAGUGCAUCUCCUCCUCAUGUACUGCACCAGACUGACUGGCCAGUUCUUGCGGUUGUUUUUGCCAUCCUGUAGGUGUGAUAUUCGGAUGUACUGAUGCAGGUGUUGUUACACGUGGUCUGCCACUGCGAGGACGAUCAGCUGUGCUUCCUGUCUCUCUGUAGCGCUGUCUUAGGCAUCUCACAGUAGGGACAUUGCAAUGUAUUGCCCUGGCCACAUCUGCUGUCAUCAUGCCUCCUUGCACCAUGCCUCCUUGCACAAUGCCUCCUUGCACCAUGCCCAAGGCACGCUCACGCAGAUUAGCAUGGAUCCUGGGCAUCUUUCUUUUGGUGUUUUUCAGAGUCAGUAGAAAGGUCUCUUUACUUUCCUAAUUUUCUUUUAACUGUGACCUUAAUUGCCUACCGCCCUUAAGCUGUUAUUGUCUUUUCGACCGUUCAACAGGUGCAUGUUCAUUAAUUGUUUAUGGUUCAUUGAACAAGCAUGGAAAACAUUGUUUAAACCCUUUACAAUUUACAAAGUUAUUUAGAUUUUUACAAAAGUAUCUUUAAAAUACAGUGUCCUGAAAAAGGGGCGUUUCUUUUUUUGCAGAGUUAUAUACGUAUAUAAAAAUCGAUGUAGCAGAACCAGAAAUAUUGUUUCAAUAUAUACAUUCUAGACAAUCUGGCGCCUACAUUAUCCACAAUGCAACACAAUUGCAGUUGGGUCAACAGUUGCCUUGAGCCUUGAGCCACUAGCCUAAGUCGGAGAUGAGGAAUGGGCUACCUCACCCCCAGAUUUUUUUGUAGAAUUUUCUUUGUAGUCUUCAAAGCUUACUGAUGCUGAGACAACAUAUCAGCUCCCUCUGGAGCCACAGAAGGCUUUGUCACGCCUCCCGCAUUCACUAGGUGUUGCAGGUUCAUCCUGUCAUUCUUAUAUGUCUAAAUAGAAUAUUACAACUUUUUCCACAUGUGUAUUUGUAUUCCCCAAGACCUGUAUACAGACUUUGUAAAGUCAGUGGAGUUCCCCUUUCAUUUUUUUUUCUCAUUUUUUUUCAUUUUUAUAACUCCUUUAUUAACGCCUUUAUUGUAAAUAAAACCAUAAUGCCUUGUUUUUGCUGAGUUAAGUGUUUUAGCUCGGGUCUGACUGAUGAAAUACAAUCCAGAAAGGUUGUUGAAUAAAUGAUUUAUGAGUUUGAAGUCUUAUCCGGUGCCAAAACACUGUACAAUCAUUUUAUUGACAAUCAUGACUGUUUUUUAUACCUUUUUUGUUGAUCUCGCAUGUAUUUGACUGGCCAACAUGGUUCUUUGCGGGAUAAAGUUGCAGUUGUGUUACAGCAAAGUUUGAUUCAGCUUUAUCUUUUUUUGAGUGGUCUCAAUGAAAUGACUGCUGGAAGUGCUAAUGUCUGUCUGAAUACAGCCUUAUAUCUGGCAGUCUGAUGAUAGUGAAAAUGAAUUCUGUAUGUCACCGCGGUAACUUCGGAAGGCUUCAUUUUAAGCAAAUGCAUGUUGUUGAUUAUGUUUUUCGGUGUCCAGUAUUUAACAAAAGUCUGAAUUGUGGGAAUCUUGUUCAAUCUUAAUCCAAUUUAUCAUUGUUUUAAGCAGAGUUCAUAUAAUUGAUUGUAUUGGGAAAAUGAGGAAAAGAAACAUUUUGUCUUUGUUGUGUAAAUGCCUUGACUUUUAUGUACUUUAGCCUUUCAUUUUUAAACUGCAGCCUACUUCUCUAGUCUACAGUACAGCACGCUUGUUCUGUAAAACUUACUAAGUGAAUGUAUUUGAAACGUUUUACUUUAUCAAUUUUUUAAUACAUUUAAUAAAUUGUAAUUAUUUUCCUUAAA